Orbicella faveolata is the source of this 3419-nucleotide messenger RNA. RefSeq names its product tyrosine--tRNA ligase, cytoplasmic-like. The record is from RefSeq and is a predicted model, not a curated record. Gene Ontology annotation, biological process: tyrosyl-tRNA aminoacylation. Gene Ontology annotation, molecular function: ATP binding; tyrosine-tRNA ligase activity; tRNA binding. Lineage: Eukaryota; Metazoa; Cnidaria; Anthozoa; Scleractinia; Merulinidae.
GCUUCUAAGUGAUGUCCAUGUUUUGUGUGGCUAUUGCGUGAGAAAGGUGUAUAAAACUUGUAAUACACGUGCAAGGUGGGGUGAAAAGUACACCAUCUCUUGUUGUCGAGUUCUAUGCUACAGCGGCUGUUUAUCUCAAGGCAACGCUUUAGCAAGUUUGGCUUGAUUCAACCAAUAAACAGUGCUGUAAGACUCUGUCGAAAGGAUACCGGAAAUAUGGCUUCGAAUGCAUCGUCUUCUGCCGACGACAAAUUCAAUUUGAUCACAAGAAAUUUACAGGAAGUGAUUGGUGAAGAUCGUUUGAGAACGAUACUUCAAGAAAAACAUCUCUCUUUGUACUGGGGUACAGCAACCACAGGGAGACCACAUGUUGCCUACUUUGUGCCAAUGACAAAAAUUGCUGACUUUUUGAAAGCGGAUUGUGAGGUGACAGUUUUGCUAGCUGACCUUCAUGCCUAUCUGGAUAAUCUGAAAGCUCCUUGGGACCUUUUAGCUCACAGAGUCAAAUAUUACGAGGAAGUGAUCAAGGCAAUGCUGGAAUCAAUAGAUGUACCCCUGGGAAAAUUGAAGUUUGUCAGAGGAACAGAUUAUCAGCUGAACAAAGACUAUGUUUUGGAUAUAUUCAAAAUGACUACAGUGGCUACUGAGCAUGAUGCCAAGAAAGCAGGAGCUGAGGUUGUUAAGCAAGUUCAGCAUCCUCUUCUUAGUGGUCUUUUGUACCCAGGCUUGCAGGCCCUUGAUGAGGAAUACCUCAAGGUAGACGCACAGUUUGGAGGAGUAGAUCAGCGCAAAAUAUUUACUUUUGCUGAAAAGUACCUGCCUUCCCUAGGUUAUGCCAAGAGAAUCCAUCUUAUGAAUCCCAUGGUUCCAGGUCUUACAGGCACCAAGAUGAGUGCAUCAGAUGAGGAUUCAAAAAUAGAUCUUUUGGAUGGUGCUUCUGCUGUUAAGAAAAAGUUGAAUAAGGCAUUCUGUGAAGAAGGAAAUAUUGAGGAAAACGGAAUUCUCGCUUUUGCGAAGUUUGUUAUUUUCUCAGUUUUGGAAACUAGACAUCAAACAGAAUUUGUAAUCGAAAGAGCAGAAGAAAAUGGCGGGAGAAUAUCUUUUAAGGACUAUGCAUCUCUUGAGCAGACAUUUGCCAAAAAGGAACUUCAUCCACUUGAUCUGAAAAACGGAGUUGCAAACUUCAUAAACGAGCUUCUUGAACCCAUAAGAAAGAAGUUCCAAACUCCAGAACUGCAGAAGUUAACAAAACUUGCCUAUCCUGAGCCCAAGAAAGCAAAGGGUGGCAAAGGAGGCGCAGCAGCUGUGGCUGAGAGAGCCGUUGAUCCGUCAAGAUUAGACUUGAGAAUUGGAAAAAUACUGGCAGCAAAAAAGGUGAGCGUGUUGAGACGUUUGAAUUUUGCCAGUGGGAAAAUCAUCUCGAGAAUUGAUUUCCUUUGUAAAUCGCAGUUGAAGUGUGCUGCAAAGAUUUUAUCCCAGCACUCUUUAUUACAUUUAAGACUUAAUUUAUCGAAACUUAUUUCCUAUUAUGUGUUACCUCCGUUAGCCUCUGUUGAUGUAGUAAACAGUAUUUUGUUGUCUAUUUUAGGCAUCAAGUCAGAAGCGAUGCUAAUGGCAGCAUCUGUAACGGGUUCUGAUGGAAAGCGACAAGUUGUCCCUCUGUGUCCACCAGAAGACUGUAAACCCGGUGACAGAGUAGUAGUACAAGGAUAUGAGCAUGAAACAGCCGGAGCUCCAGAUGACCAACUAAAUCCGAAGAAAAAGAUUUUUGAAACAAUGAAGCCUGACCUUUGCACCUCCGAGGAAGGUGUAGCUGAAUACAAAGGAAGCCCUUUUGUGACAUCUGCUGGCCACAUCACUAGCUCUCUCAAGAAUGCCCAAAUUAGUUGACGACUGUUUGUUGUAAAUCCAAUGAAAUGUUGAAAUCGUUUAUCACAGUUAAUAGACAGCAAGAAUUGCCGUCUAAAUUUAAUUGCAACUCAAUGCCUAGUUAGCGAGUUAUAUAUAUAUUUUCUUCAGAUCUCAUGUGACGAAUUUUACCUUUGAGAUUUUCCUCUUUUCACGAAACUUUUAAAUUGCUGUUUACUUAAAAAAUAGGAACACAUAACCUGCCUUGCCAUAUGUCUGGAAUCGUGUAGAACGAAGAACUGAGAAAACUGUGCAAGACACAUAAAAAGUAAACAAGUAGGAAACCGUCUUUUCCACUCCCUCUGCUCGCAGUUUUUUAUAUGGUAGGUCGCCGUUUAUUUGUUCUUGUUUUGUUUUGUUCUUGUUUUUUUGUUUUUUUGUAUUUUUGUUUGCCUGCUUUAAACUUUGAUAAAUUUCCUAGAAAUACAAUACGUUGUUCCGGUAAGGUCAAUAGAAAUCGUCACAAUCUUCAGACCCGAACUCUCAAAGUACUGGAAUUAAAGCUGAGUUAAGAGAUACUUCACCUCAAGUGACAAAUUAUUUUAUCCUAACAAUUUCUUACACCAAACAAUUAAAAGAUUGGAGAAGAAAUCAUAUGCCGAUAAAAACAUCAAUAAAACGAAAACGACAUACAAAUCAACAGGUAGUGAGCACUGCAUCAAGUGGCACGUUUCCAUCAUUGAAAGUAUCAACGAAGAGACAUUGAAGGGGCGCUGCAACUGGUAUUCUUAAAGUCUUUUAAAGAUAAGGCAAAAAAACUGGGGGUGGCUAACCCUUCGGAUUUCACCAAGCCGUUCCAAGUCAGGAGGCCCGCUAGGUAUCUCCCAUUCGCUACGGCUUUAGUAUGCGGGAUCGGGGAUCCCAGUAACUUGUUUUUCGACGCGCUAUAUUAAUGUUUCCGUUUAAUCAGCGUCAUCCAUAUGGUAUGUGGCAAAUAAUUACUCAAUGACUUGACUUCUUAGGGAGGUGUGUGAAGGUUUUUGAUACUGGUGGCCAAUUUGGAAUACGUUGUUUUUAAACAUCCCUGCAGUGGGAGCUAGCGAUAAUCAAAAGUUAAAAAGAAAUGGUCUUUUCGCGGACACGCAUGCGCGUUGUGGGUCAAUAAGGCGGUCUUAGCUAAUUAAUUAUGCAGAGAGUUUUAACUUCCCUAAACCUCAAAGUAAAGCUCACUUUUAAUUUUCUUGCACAAAAUUUGUUUUGGGGUUGAAGAUUUUUCUCCACAGACAAAAUUAUUACGCGAAACAUUCCCAUUAACGUUGCCUCUUAACAUAUGGGAUUUACCGGUCGGGAGCCCUGUAUUCAUGGAAGUCUAGCACUCUUAAACUAGGAAUUCAAAGUGUCUCACGUAUAAAGGAGAAAUAAUGUAUGAAGAAAACAGUCAGUUACAUCCUGUGCUGUCCUCACUUGUCAUGCAAACGAAACUAUUGCUGUCAACUUUCUCAAAAUUGUCACAAAUCAUUAUCGACUUGUUGCUCUUUACUUACUGCGAAUAAAUUGCCUUUUUCCUGUUA